GGGUGAUAUAAGGAAGUACUCCCCAGACAAAAUCAUUAUUUCUUAGGAAACAGCAGUUGACUGCAGUGCAAAAUGAAGAGCUCGGGCUCCUCCAUCUCAGACGAUGAUGAUUCAUUGUUUAAUGAAACAUCAACCAUAGGGCGAUCCGUAGUCUGUGUGAUCCUGGGCCUGUCGUUCCUGGUGGGGGUCCCGGGGAACCUGCUGGUGAUCUGGACCAUCCUCAGGCACGUCCAGCAGCGCUCCCACACCGUGGUGCUCAUCCUCCACCUGGCUGCUGCAGACCUGCUGGUGCUCAUCACCCUGCCCCUGUGGAUCUACUCCCUGGCCCGCUCCUGGGUGUUCGGGGAGGCAUCCUGUAAGGCCAUGGUGUACGUCAUCAACACCUGCAUGUACAGCAGCGUCUUCCUCAUCACCCUCAUGAGCGUCGAGCGCUUCCUUGUCAUCCUGUACCCGUUCAAGAUGUUGCGCUGGAAGACCAAGGCAAUUAUGGACAAGGCUCUAGUGGCUAUCUGGGUUCUGGCUUUCCUUUUAGGGAUCCCAUCCAUUCUUACCAGCUCUAUGGAUGAGAUCAAUGGGACUGAGCAGUGUCUUUUCAAGGAGUACAGCUCAGUGGCCCAAGAGGUGGUGUUCUUAUGCCUGGAGAUCUUGGUGGGCUUUGUGGUCCCCUUCUCCACUCUGGCUGUCUGUUACUGUCUAGUAGCAACACACCUGAGGACAAUGCAUUUCGGCAGCAGCAAACAGAAGUCGACAGUUCUGAUCAGUAGUGUGGUGGUAGCCUUCAUUCUCUGCUGGCUUCCUCACCAUGUCCUCAACACUGUAGACCUAGUCAGCAUCCUGGCAGAGGAUCCAGAUGAUGCUGUGCCUGUUUCAGUGGCCCAGACUGCAAUAGUGUUUAUCUCUGGAGCGCUGGCCUUCAUUAGUAGCUCUGUGAACCCUGUGUUCUAUUCCUUCGCUGCAAGGAACUUCCAGGGCAGUCUCCAGGAGUCCCGCAUGGUCAGGCUGUUCCAGGAACUCUCCUCACACACCUCCUCCAAGCUAAGGGGAUCUGGCAACACAAUAGGAUCUGGCAACACAAUAGGAUCGGAAAACACAAUGUCCUCAGUAAGGCCAGACUGCAACAAUACCACAGACAUAACUACCAUGUAGGACUACAGAGAUGGUGGCGCUGGAUAAGAGCAUUCUGGAUAAGUCGUUCUGGAUAAGAGUGGCUGCUAAAUGACUCAAAUGUCAAAUGAAAACUGUGACCUGAUCAUUGAUUCAGAUGUCAGCAUUGAUGAGAAAUAAAUAUGUCUAGAAUCUAGAAGUUUGAUUAACAGUUGUAUUUUUAUGAUCAUGGUACAAAAUGUAGAUAUUGUUGUGGUCCUUGUGAAAUACGGUGAGAAAAGCUCACACAAGUAAUUCAAUUGUGACUAUUUCAACACAAUAAAGCUAUUGCAUUUGCUCAUAAAGUGGUAUAAUUUAAAUAACAUUUAUUCAUGGUCAUGUUACAAUUCCUUGAAUAUUAUUUGAUUUAACCUUUAUUUUGUAUUUACAUUCAUGUUACAUAAAAUAACACACUGCCUUACUCUAUUUGAUCACAAUAAAGUUCACAAUAAAGUUCAUAUGACUUCAAUAAAAGUAAUUUGUGGUCAAUACAACUGUUUGAACUCUUAAAAUAUCUCAGAAGAUAUAUUUUUCCAGACAGUGCAACAAUAAGGACCCACUGGAUGACUCAGUGCUAUGUCUCUCACAGAAUGAUGGCUCUGUGAAAAACCAACCUCUUUCCUGUUCUCCUCAGCAAAGUUAAAGGGAAGUGAAAGCUUGCUGGUGCAGAUCUUUUUUCUGUCUGAGUAUGUACACCAGAUAGAAGGCACGUAAUGCGAGGUGAGGCAAGGCGAUCGGCAGCAUCAACCAGAACCGUUCGAUCAUCAGCUGUCUUCAGCUUCAGAGUCCACCAUGGCUCCUGAUGAGUUUCCUGGCGGGACAGUGGUGGCCUGUGUGAUCCUGGGCCUGUCGUUCCUGGUGGGUGUCCCGGGGAACCUGCUGGUGAUCUGGACCAUCCUUAGGCACGUCCAGCAGCGCUCCCACACCGUGGUGCUCAUCCUCCACCUGGCUGCUGCAGACCUGCUGGUGCUCAUAACCCUGCCCCUGUGGAUCUACUCCCUGGCCCGCUCCUGGGUGUUCGGGGAGGCAUCCUGUAAGGCCAUGGUGUACAUCAUCAACACCUGCAUGUACAGCAGCGUCUUCCUCAUCACCCUCAUGAGCGUCGAGCGCUUUGUAGCUGUGCGACACCCCUUUGCCUCAGCCGGAUGGAGGAGGAAGAAGGCCUUGAAUAAAGUUAUUCUUGUUCUGUGGGCUGCUGCGUUCCUAUUCAGCACCCCGGUCUUUCCCACCCAGGUGGUGGAGGGGGACCCUGGGGAGGAGCAUUGCCUGUACAGGGACUACACCUCAGACGGCCAGGAGGCUGUGUGUGUUCUACUGAGACGCUGGUGGGCUUUGCUGUCCCCUUUUGCAUUCUUGUGGUCUGCUACAGCUGUCUCUACAGCCGCAUCGCACAGAUUACCUUUAAGUCCAAGCGUAAGUCCAUGGGGUUGAUUGCAAGCAUGGUAGUGGUGUUCGCAUUAUGCUGGACCCCUCACCACGUCGGCAACGUGCUCUCCCUCGUCAUCCUCACCAUCAAGGGGUCCCACCGAGAGGCCGCAGCGCGUAUAGAGAGCGUCAGAACCACCAUGACUUUCAUUGCUGGAGCGCUCGUGUUCAUCAGUAGUUCGGUCAACCCUUUGCUCUAUGUGUUUGUGGCACGUACGUUCCGGAGUUCUCUGAGGGAGACAGGCAUUCAGAAAUUGUUCCGGCAUAUCUCAAGCACGGCUCCUGGAGAGGGGACUAAAGAACUGUCCUUUGUGACCAAGAGACCAAGCAUCUCUCAGACACAGAGCCACAGCUCCCAGUGUGUCACAGAGCCUAAGGAACAAAUGGAUGUACUUGUAAAUGUAUGUGAAAAUGUUUCUUCCUGAGAUUGAAAACAAUGUUUAUCAUAUGUUUUGAUAAAGAUUUUUGUGUGUAAAUUAAAUUACAAAGUUUGAUUUGUCA
This is a messenger RNA of Oncorhynchus tshawytscha (Chinook salmon), 3069 nucleotides long. Its product is annotated as leukotriene B4 receptor 1. The coding region runs from base 73 to 1146 and encodes 357 amino acids. Gene Ontology annotation, molecular function: G protein-coupled receptor activity. NCBI's taxonomy places the organism in Eukaryota, Metazoa, Chordata, Actinopteri, Salmoniformes, Salmonidae. Gene Ontology annotation, cellular component: membrane. Gene Ontology annotation, biological process: G protein-coupled receptor signaling pathway. The transcript has a single exon. The record is from RefSeq and is a predicted model, not a curated record.